GUUGAUUCACUUGUGAGACAGCAAAAGCCCACUCGACUUCUCUCUGCUUCUGACAUCAUGGAAGGAUGUGGAAAACGCCUUGGUGCGCCAGUAAGAAGCAGGUUUCGUCAGGCGGUUCGCAACCCGUCCCUUUCUCGGGAUUGUCGAUUGCUGCUUGUCACCAGCAAUGACUCGAUUAACUAGCAAUACUGGUUACUACCACCAGUGAUGACUACGAGAAUGUCACUAGCAGGCGACUGACGCCUGACGGUUUCAGUCGAGGUUGACUGACCGUCCAAUUCUCCAGCAUGACGGCGGUCAGUCAACCUCAACGAUACGACACCAUGGCGAUUAUGCCGACGUGGUUUUUUAGAAGUUCCAAGCAGCGGGGGUCUCGAAUCUCUGUAUCUCGAGACACGUGCGGUAUGACAUGCUGAGAGACAUGCGUAGAGUCUCCAUCAGCCAUAGCAGGCUUCGUGCAGCGGGUGUAUUUCAUUCUAAAUAUGGCCUUAACCUCAUGGCGUUGACUCGCACGUCACCAUUGCCGGAGCUUCUGCCCGGCACCGAGAUGUCACUGACAUUGCCUGAUCGAGUCAGGGUGCUUUGCGACUGAAAAAAUCCGUUCCAUAAAACUGGAAAUGGCCAGAUGUCAGCUUGAAACGUUGACGUGAUACCAGUGACGUCCAGGAAUUCUCCGUCAGCCGUCACACGAUUCUUCGUCCAACGUCACAUGAUUCUCCGUCCGUUGAGACGGCUCACACGUCACUUACAGUACGGACGUCUCAUUCCGGCGUGCGCUUACAACUGGUGGCACACUCGUCCCGGACAGGUCCUACUGUCCGCUCCUGCCGCGGAAACGUCGCUUACAAGGCCUGUCGCGCCACUAGUCAAACUCAACUUAAAGUGACUGGCGGUCAUCUCGAGGGGAGGUACUCCAACCUAUUUCAAAUCUGCAAGCUGAGAUUAAUUUCAGGGAGCUAGCUUCCAGCCCGGAGUGACAGUGAAUCCCGUCCGUGGUGCCAUCGACCGAAUCUCCUUAUGAAUGUGCAGUGUUUAUCUGCUAAGGAGAGUGGGAGUACGCACCGGCCAUUCUGCUGCGCGCGUCAUCUUUAAUUGAAGUGAAGACCCUUGCAGGCUCGACCGUCGUUUGCUACAGCUGAGAGUUCGGAGUCUCGUGAUUGCAGCAACUUCCUCGUACGAGCAAUAUCAGCAGCAAUCUCAAGAGCCGUAUCAGCAACACCAUCAGCGAUACCGUCAGCCUGGCCGCAUCAAAGAAUCUCCGCAAGGCAGCAUCAAAGCUACUCGCCAUGGCAGAGCACACCCUCGAUAUCCCUCCUGAAACUCCUCCUCACCUGCAGGACAACCACAUCAUUACCAACCCCAUGGGCUCAAACCAGCUGGAUCUGAAUCUGAACAGAGAUAUGCCGGAAGGCGCUCCUCCAACCUUCCAGGAAGCCAGUGGGUUACCAACUCGGGAUUCCUCUCCUCCACCCGUUUCACCUCGUAGUCUCGCUUCCCCGCCACAUUCACCUCCUAGCGCUGGCACGCUCUCUCCUCCCCUCUCCUCUCCUUCCCUCCUCUCCCCUCAUCACUCCACCCCCUCCUCCCUCUGCUUCCACAACAUCUCGUACUUGUCCCCAUCGGGCGCCAUCCACUGGCCUUCCUCCCUGCCAUUCCCUCCCUCUGCUCCUCCACUGUACGUUCAAGCAGCACUGCGCAAGCCAGCACUAACGAGCCUCCAAUUAUUCCUCAACACAGUCUCACUGGAUACCGUCACAAGGGAAACUCUGUGAAGCAGCAGCAGCAGCAGCGGAAUCAGCAGCAGCAGUAUCCCCAGCAGCAGCAGCGGGGCAGCAUCCUGCAGAGGAUAUCUGGGUGCGCCAAGGCGGGGCAGGUGACAGCAAUCAUGGGCGCCAGUGGGUCUGGCAAAACCUCUCUCCUCGACAUCCUCUCCCACCGCAUCUCCCUCCCAUCCACACCACAUCACAUGCCAUCACCACCACACCCAACCGCACCACAUGCCCUUCGUUCACCUUUAAGAGGAGUGCAAGGGAACCCGGAGGGAUCUCAGGAUGCAGAGGGAAUGAUGAUGAAGGAGCCUCCCACGUCCAUCUCUCUAAACGGAGCGCCUGUGAGCGCAAGCACCAUGCGGCGGGUGUCGGCCUAUGUGAUGCAGGACGAUCUGCUCUUCCCCGCGCUCACAGUGCGUGAGACCCUGAUGUUUGCUGCCGAGCUGAGGUUGCCGGCAGGGGAAGUGACGAGACAAGACAAGGAGAAGAGAGUCAACGAUCUGAUGCGCCUGCUGGGGCUCACUCGAGUGGCAGACUCCCGGAUUGGAGACGAGAACAGAAGGGGUGUAUCAGGUGGCGAGCGCAAGAGGGUGGCAAUAGGAGUGGAGAUGGUGGGAGACCCCAUGCUGCUGUUUUUGGACGAACCCACCUCGGGCCUGGACUCCACAUGUGCAUUUCACGUAGUGAAGGCAGUCAGGGACGUGGCCAGGCUCAGACAGAGCAUUGUGCUCAUGGUGCUGCACCAGCCCAGUUUCAGGGUUCUCAAUCUCCUGGACAACCUCAUCCUGCUUGGAUCCGGGCAUACAAUGUUCUCAGGCUGCCCGUCCGAGCUGCCAGGCUACCUCACGGAUUUUGGCUGCCCGCCGCCGCCCUAUUCCAACCCUGUGGAAUUCGCCCUUGACCUGAUCCAGUCGCUGCAAAAGGAAGGGGAGCAGGAUGGGCAGGAAGGGGGGCAAGAACUUCAGGAAGUGAGACUGAAGCGAAAGGGAUUGCAGGAUGGACAGGCAGAGGCGACAGGGGAGGUGAAGGAGCAGACGCAAGCGAAUGGUGGUGCUGGGACACAUGGCAUCCAGCGGUUGGCCGAGUUUCACAGGGAAUGGGUGGAAAUUCGGUCCAGGGGAGCUGGAGUGAAGGCAGUGACAGGCAAACCGGGAGAAGCAGCUGAGCAAGACGAUGGGCUGGGUGAACAAGAGGGAGGAGGAGAAACCCAACCAUCUGCACCCCAUCCGUCCCUCUCUUCUGUCUCCCUCUCCUCUGUCGGGGGGCUGGGUGAAGGCACGAUUAGUAGCCUUGGCGGUUUAGGAGGGUUAGGUAGAGACGGAGGCAGGAGCCGACGCAACAGUGGGUCAGAUACUGCGUCGCUGGAACUGGUUACCAGCUCCAGUAACAAAAGCAGCAUGAGUACCAGCAGCAGCAGCACGAGUGUCGACAGUGCCAGCACCAGCAGCAGCAGCACUGAACAGAAGGAGCAAGAGAAGCAGGAGGAUGAGCUGAUGAUUGAGAAGGGAGAGAAAGAGGAGCGGAGGGAGCAGGGGAGUGAGAGGAGGCAGGGCAAGUAUGCGAACGGGUGGUGGCGGGAGCUGUGGGUGCUGACAGCGAGGUCAGCUAUUGUCAUCCGCCGUACCCCAGCGCUGUACCUGCUGCGCCUGCUGCUUAUCAUGAUAACGGGGCUGCUUACAGCGUCGCUCUUCUGGCACCCUGAAUACAACACACGAGGAGUGCACGAGCGCCUGGCGUUCAUCGCCUUCCUCGCAUGCACCCUCUUCUUCUCCUCCGGGGAUGCCACCCCGCUCUUCAUACAAGAGCGCAACAUAUUUGUGCGGGAGACCACGCACAACGCGUACCGCCCGUCCACCUAUUUGGUCGCCUCCACCCUCGUGUACCUGCCGCUGCACCUCCUCAUGGCCCUCGCCAUCACUCUCGAGGCCUGGUGGUGCCUCAGCCUGACUGGGGGAACGGCUGGGCUGGCUUUCAUGGUGCUUGUGUGCUUCUGCUGCCUCUUCACGGGGAAUGCCAUUGCCACCUUCGUCAGUGCCACGGUCAACAAUGUGAUUCUCGCCUAUGCCGUUGUCAUCACGGUUCUGGCCAACUUUGCCCUUGUUUGCGGGUUCUAUAUUGAGCGGGCCAGCAUCCCCCCUUACUGGCUCUGGCUACACUACAUCUCUCCUCUGAAAUACGCUUAUGAAGCGCUUGCUCUUAACGAGUUUGAUCGGGAGACCGCGCUCUGCUACCUCACCGCACGCGAUAUUUACUCCUCUACACCGCUUUCAAUCCUGCUCGAUGAAGUGGAUGUUCAGAGGUCACUUGUUGCACUGCGUCCUGCUUUGAUCGGCUCUCCGUUUGCUGCAUUGUCAACAUCCACAUGCCUUCAGAUUGGUCCGGAGCUGGCAGCAUAUUCUCUGGGCCUGACACAGCUUGACAAAUGGCAGUGCGUGGCUGUUCUCUUGGGCAUUGGGUUCGUGAUGAGACUUGCUCAUUUCCUCCUAUUGACAAGGCUUUGUUGCUCUACACGCCAUUGAUGUGAUGGCCCAACAGGUCCAGGAAUUGUCAUUAAUGGUCGUUUUGUUUGAUGGCUAUGUGAUGUUAUGCAGUGUGAUGUUAAUUAAAGGCAUUUAUGCAG
This is a messenger RNA of Closterium sp. NIES-67, 4389 nucleotides long. NCBI's taxonomy places the organism in Eukaryota, Viridiplantae, Streptophyta, Zygnematophyceae, Desmidiales, Closteriaceae. The record is from the annotation of a GenBank genome assembly.